Toxotes jaculatrix (banded archerfish) is the source of this 3963-nucleotide messenger RNA. Its product is annotated as putative helicase mov-10-B.1. The transcript has 23 exons. The record is from RefSeq and is a predicted model, not a curated record. Gene Ontology annotation, molecular function: RNA binding; 5'-3' RNA helicase activity. The coding region runs from base 125 to 3121 and encodes 998 amino acids. NCBI's taxonomy places the organism in Eukaryota, Metazoa, Chordata, Actinopteri, Toxotidae.
CUCCGGUAUUUCCUCGGAGAUGCAAACAUCAUCGUUGUUUUGAUGAGGGAGAUGUCAGGCGACUUGGCCGGACGUUUUCGCUGUUGAAUAACUCUGAUCAUAUUGGUUAAUAAUUUUGGUCAACAUGAGGUUAACUUUACGCAUCCAAAUUGGACUCGACUUUUAUGAGUUUUUGAAGGAGACUGAUCGAGCAUUAAUCGAAGACAGACUUGAACUAAGAGAAAUUUAUAACACUGAGUUCAGGAACAGGAAUCCAGGGACCAAAGACCCAAACUUUGGUUCAGUCCUAUAUGCCCUGAAAACGUCUGGCAAAAUAACCAGACGAAGAGACACCAUUCGCUUCAACGCCACGGUCAGAGCUCUUUAUGUGGACCAGUGGCACUCACCCAGGGGCUGUCAGCGACAGCCUGUGCAGAAUGGAGCAGCCAGUCCCGGGCCAGCGCAGAACUUCACCCCUCCAGAUGAAGCUGAGACAGGGGUUCGAGCCCGGAGGAAACUGGCUAAUCUUCUGAUGGUGAAACUGAAGAAACAGAGGACUCAGUUCAUCUCUGACAAAAAUGGCAUCAGCAUCACCUCCGACCAUCAGUUUCUGAACGGCAAACUUUGCUUGUGUGUGGCAGACACAUAUGAGUACAAGGUAAAUCUGAAUGUGAAAAACACUGGAACAGAACCUGUGAUUUUCACCUACUACACUCCACUGCACUGGCUCCCAUACUUGAGUCUGAAUGAUGAGCUCAAAGUGACCAAAAUAAACCCUCUGACCCUCAAACCAGGUGACAGCUAUGAAAUCAAGGUUUACUUUCAGUGCAAAUGGGUUGGUUUCUAUCCAGCUACACUGGCCUUUGAAUUCAAACCAGACCUGGGGCCCUCCUCCUCUCCAUUCCACAUUGUGCGCUUUAUUGAGACGCAGUGCAUAACAUCCUUAGGAAUGGAGCUGGCACCUACAGCACCCUACAGACCUCGGCCCCUUCCUGACUGGACCCCUGAAGUUGAUUACACAAUUGUGGAUGGGCAGCGACCUGACGGGCUGUCUGUGAUACAGCUUGAAACUGUGGUAAUGCUGAAAAAGUAUAGAAUACCACCAUAUGUGAACCAGCUCAUCCAGUUACUGAAGCAGUCUAAUGUCUUCCCUGAUACAAGAAGAGCCUUGCUGGAAAGUCCCUUGAGCUGGGAGACAUACACUGAGAAGCUACAGCUGCUGCUGUAUCUGGAGGAGCUUCAGAUGAACGUGGACAUCAGGAAGUACAACAUCCCCAACAGAGAUAAAGAAUACUCCGUCAUGUCCAGAGACCCGGUCAACAAGACACUUCUUGUUCUGGAGGUACCUGGUGUGUCUGAGAACCGCCCGUCUGUGCUACGAGGAGAUGAGCUGCUGGUGUGUCCUAUAGGAGAAACAGGGGUGAAGUACCGCGGCUAUGUCCACAGUGUGCAGCUGGACAGCAUCAAACUGGGCUUCGGCGCAAAAUUGCUGGAUCGUUUUGUAGAUGGAAUGAAGUUCAGUGUUGAGUUCACUUUCAACCGCCUGACUCUGCAACUUCAGCACAGAGCAGCGGAGCUGGCAACUCAGCACGGACUGAGAAGGGUGUUGUUCCCUGCUGUGCCUGCCUACCCUGCUCAACGAGCUGAGCUUCCCAACCUCAGGCUGUUUGACUUGCAGCUGGAGAAAAACCCAGAGCAGUACCAAGCAGUACGCCAAAUUGUCGCUGGCUCAUCCAGACCUGCCCCUUACCUGGUGUUUGGCCCACCUGGAACAGGCAAAACUGUGACUCUGGUGGAGGCCAUCAAGCAGAUAGAAAAGACCCAGGCCUACUGCCACAUCCUAGCCUGUGCUCCCAGCAACAGCGCUGCUGAUCUGCUCUGCAAGAAGAUUCUGGUCCACGUGGAUGGGCGUAAAGUGUACCGCAUGUACGCCAGAAGCUGGGACCCAAAAUGUGUCCCACAAGAGCUAAAGGCAUGCUCUAACCUGGAAGGGGAGUGUUACAUUUUCCCUCCUAAAGAGAAGCUGAUGCAGUAUAAGAUCAUGGUCACCACCCUGUUCACUGCUGGAAGGCUAGUCACAGGAGGCAUUCCUGAGGGACAUUUCACUCAUGUGUUUGUGGACGAGGCAGGGCACGCUGUGGAGACCGAAUGUUUAAUCCCAUUGGCAGGGCUGCUCCAUGCAGAGACUGGUCAGGUUGUUCUGGCUGGAGACCCCAAACAACUCGGGCCCAUUCUGAGAUCCCCUUUUGCACUGAAAUAUGGCAUGGGAGUUUCCCUCUUGGAGCGCAUGAUGAAUGAUUUCUCUCUGUACCAGAAGGACAAUGGCAUGUUCAACAAUUGCUUUGUCACCAAACUGCUGUGCAACUACAGGUCCCAUCCUGCCAUUCUGAAGAUUCCCAACGAGCUCUUCUAUGACGGAGAGCUGCAGUGUCAUGCGGAUGAAAUUUUACGCAACAGCUACUGCAGAUGGGAACAUCUUCCACAGAAGGACUUCCCACUGAUCUUCCAUGGGGUCACUGGUGUUGAUGAGCGUGAGGCCAGUAGUCCUUCAUUCUUUAACAGAGCAGAGGUGGAGGUGCUGAUGGACUACGUCAGGAAACUGCUGCAGCCACAUGGCAAGAGGGGCCUGGCAACCAUCUCAGCCAAAGACAUAGGCAUCAUCGCCCCCUACAGGAAACAAGUGCAGAAAAUCCGUAGGGCCCUGGAAAAAGUUGGAAAAGACCUCAAGUUUAAGGACAUGAAUGCACUUAAGGUUGGAUCAGUGGAGGAGUUCCAGGGUCAGGAGAGGAGAGUCAUCCUGGUGUCUACAGUUCGGAGCAGCCCCAAUUACGCAGAGAUAGACAAACAGUUCAACUUGGGCUUUGUCAAGAAUGAGAAGAGAUUCAACGUGGCUGUGACUCGAGCCAAAGCCCUGCUUAUUGUGGUGGGAAACCCCAGAGUGCUGAGCACAGAUCCUACCUGGGCCUGCUUCAUCAAGUACUGUAGGGAUAAAGGAGGCUACGAAGGCUUUGUUAAUGCAGAGGAAGACGAGGACUUGGUGGAGAGACUGGCUGCGCUCUGCAUCGACAUUGGAGCUCAAGUGGAGACUGCAGAGAGUGUCGUUCAGCAGCAUCUGGACCCAGAGUGGAGGAGCGACCUGUGAACAAAUGGAAAACCCACACUUCCAUCCUUAUCACUUGGAGGGACUCAUUUGGCUUUUAGUUUGGGAUAUUGACUCACCAGAUACCUGAAACAAAAGGUUAAAAAAAAAUCAACAUAUAUAUACUCAGGGUACAGUGGCAACUUUCCACAUUAUAUGUGUGUGACAGCCAGUAUUCACAUGGAAAAAUAUCAGAAUAUCUCUUUAAUGUCAGGUCCUUUCAUAGGGAGGGGACUUAUGUUUCAAGCAUAGUUUGUCUUUGGCUACUUCAGUGGUCUGUAUUAACACCACUUUCAAACAGUUUCACUUGAAAUAACUGAGAACCAAAAAAAAAACAAUCAAGAAUAUCCAUCUCAGAGUUAUUUGAUAGUUAACUUUUCUCGGUCAUUACUGUUCUUUUACAAUCGUGUUGUUUUAUGAUGAUUUGCUGAUUCACUGAAGCACCUGUCCAGCAGGGCAAAUUUGAAUGGUGAGCCAUACAGGAAUAGGAUAUCUAUUUUUGAAUCACAAUUACUAAAUUACCGCUAGUUUCAUUCAUGUUAACCAGAUGAAAAGUGUGUAUGGCCUAUUUUGUGACUUAAAAAAAAAAUCUAAGAAGUGCACUCAAUGUCCAAACUUCUUUUCCAUCAGGUCAUUCAAACCAAAGCUACAAAUAGUUGUGAUGAUUUACUUUUGGUUUUCUGUUAAAUGGCAAAAUUUACACUCUGGAUUUUGAUACCAAACAGAAAUUAAUUUUGACUAAUUCCUGUCUUGGACUCAGAAAAAACACAAAUAUGAGAGAUGUUUUGAUAUACUUUGGAAAUGACAAAUUUUAAGUAUUUGCAAUAAACAGUGCAUUAAAGCCA